This is a messenger RNA of Mesorhabditis spiculigera, 1143 nucleotides long. The record is from the annotation of a GenBank genome assembly. Lineage: Eukaryota; Metazoa; Nematoda; Chromadorea; Rhabditida; Rhabditidae.
AUGUUCGAAUACCUUCCAUUUCCUGGAAAAUACCACGAUGAUGUGCAGCGGGAAGCUGUCCUAUUUCUGCGAAGGAGUCCGUACGAUGAGGGCAUCUUCAAGCAACUCCUUGACGGAGAAAUUGAUGAGCACCUUGCCAAGCAUAUUGCCCAUAUGUUCAUCCGAGAUCCGCUACAGGUAUUCCGUGAGCGCAUCGAGCAGGAUGACACGAAGAGUUCCGAGCACUUCGAGACGAUCCAGAGCAGCAACUGGAUGAAUAUGCGCUUCAAGGUCCAACUCACCGACUUUGAAAAUGCGGCUUAUUGCUGCUUCGUCGUGCUGCUGACUCGGGUAAUCCUCUCGUAUCGCUCGACCUAUCUGCUGCCAAUUUCGAUGGUCAAUGAGAAUAUGAAGCGCGCUCAGAAGCGGGACGCUGUUUUGGAGCAGAAAUUCUUCUUUAGAAAGGGAGUAGCCACUUGCCGUCACCCCCCAGAUGAGGCCGGAGGAGGCGAUUCGGCCGCCUGCACGGUCGGCAAUGCAAAGAGCGAGGAUAUUGAAGAAAUGACGAUCAACGAGAUUGUCAACGGGCGUGAAAAAGAGUGGCCCGGCCUGGUGCCCAUGUUGAAGCAGUUCCUCGACUCGGCCGAUGUUGAUGUUGACACGCGGUGCACUAUUUCGCAAUAUCUGAACUUCAUCUCGCAACGCGCCUCUGGGCAAAUCCCCACACUGGCCAACUGGACUCGCGAAUUCGUCCAGAACCACACUGCCUACAAAAAGGACAGCCGCGUGCCCGAUGAGACGAUCUACGAUUUGCUGUCCUUGAUGUCGGACAUCUCCUCAGGCCAAAAGCAUUGCCCUCGGCUGCUCGGCUCCUUCCGCUCAAAAACCGACCAACUGAUCCCAUCGGCCGCUCCAGACUUUUUGAUGGGCCAAAAAGUGGGAAAACAAUUGAAUUACACGCAUAAAGGGAUGUUCGAAUACCUUCCAUUUCCUGGAAAAUACCACGAUGAUGUGCAGCGGGAAGCUGUCCUAUUUCUGCGAAGGAGUCCGGUUAGUAAGACGGCGAUGAAAUGGCUGCUACUUUGUGCAUUGACAAAGGAAUGCAUUGCACCGCCGGGGUCCACCGUUGUUUGUAUGAAAAAGGGGGUUUCUGGAUGUCAUCGG